Megachile rotundata (alfalfa leafcutting bee) is the source of this 835-nucleotide messenger RNA. RefSeq lists its product as uncharacterized. The record is from RefSeq and is a predicted model, not a curated record. Gene Ontology annotation, molecular function: nucleic acid binding; zinc ion binding. NCBI's taxonomy places the organism in Eukaryota, Metazoa, Arthropoda, Insecta, Hymenoptera, Megachilidae.
GCUGUUGGUAACCGGAUUUUUGCGCGUCCACGAACGCUGCUAAAUACGCGAGCCAACAGCAUGCCGGGGAAAAGGAAGCGUGGCUGCCGCGCGGGCCGGCGAGUAAAAGCAAGAAAGCUGAAGCUCCUUGAGGAACAGUUUCUGCAACAAGUGUUUGGACCAGAAAUUGUGACCUUAGAUAGUGAAUCGGACACUGGGACGUCAUCACGCGAAGUGCCGUUGUUCAGUUAUGACAUUUUGGACACAAGAGGUGCCAUAAAAGUGUACAAUCACCGAGAAGUGCCAGACGAAAACGAGUGGUCGUGUCCACCCUCGGUAAACGAAUUCUGCCGUCAACAUGCCAUCGCAACCGGCUGGGACUCAGAAAACGACGCCGAUGGAACUCCGUUCGAGACAGAGCUGAUGAGUGAAGACGAAAUGGCCAUGGUGCAAAAACAACAAAUCGAGAAGGAGAGGCGCCUUCGAGAGGAAGCCAGAAUGCUUGACAGCGAGAGACGGGAGCUGGAGGAAGCUCGCCUACGGAACGAAGCGGUGUUAGCAAAAAUCCGGAAAGCUGAAAAGAACCAAGGGGCGAUACCGAAGAAAAGUGAUAUUCUCGAAGAACCACCCGCAGAGAUGGAGGUGCCAAGUGUUGCCGUUGCCAGUGAAUCCGUCAGUUACACCCUUAACGAAGCGCUUAUUAUUGGACACUUGAGUGGGCACGCCGCCGCCGCCGUGGAGGACGAAGAGAUCGACACCGUCGCGGAGCUGUGCAACACCCUAAAGGACAUCUUCGGACCACAACGAACAGUCGACUACUACCGCGGUGAAUUAGCCAGUAUCUACAUGAAGAACG